Molecule: messenger RNA, 1556 nt
Organism: Erpetoichthys calabaricus (reedfish)
Lineage: Eukaryota; Metazoa; Chordata; Cladistia; Polypteriformes; Polypteridae
Gene: laptm4a
Product: lysosomal protein transmembrane 4 alpha
Exons: 7
Coding region: 128-844 (238 amino acids)
Cellular component (GO): lysosomal membrane
Source: RefSeq, a predicted model, not a curated record
UUUUUUUUUGUUAACCCGACGUACGAUAGCGACGUUGUGUUCACCUAGUGUUUGGGUGGCUGUCGCUGAAACAACAACAUAUAGGCGAACUUUUAGAUUUGUUACUGUAUUCGGCCUACUGUUCUCCAUGUUUUUUCCGAAAACGGAGGGCAGCAUGUCUUUUAAGCCGAAUCGUGACCGAUUUUAUAGUACGCGAUGCUGCGGCUGCUGUCAUGUCAGAACGGGGACUAUCAUCCUUGGUACUUGGUACAUGGUGGUUAACCUACUAAUGGGCAUUUUGUUGACUGUGGCAGUGACACAUCCUGACAAUGUACCAGCUGUGGACUUGCAAUAUGAAGUUAUUGAACAUUACUUUGCUUCUGAUAGGAUGGCAGAAAAUGCUUGUUUUGGGUUUGCUAUUUCUCUUCUCAUGUUCAGUAUCAGUGCUAUGAUGGUUUAUGGAGCAAUUACUCAUCGAGAUGGCUGGUUGAUUCCAUUCUUCUGUUACCAGCUGUUCGAUUUUGCUCUCAGCUGUCUUGUGGCAAUUAGUUCCCUCACUUACCUUCCACGGAUCAAGGACUAUUUGGAUCAGCUGCCUGAUUUCCUUUAUAAGGAGAACCUCAUGUCUCUAGACUCCAGCUGUUUGCUGCUUAUUGUCUUGGUGUUCUCAGCUUUCUUCAUUUUCUUAAAGGCCUAUCUGAUAAAUUGUGUGUGGAACUGCUACAAAUAUAUAAACAACAGAAACCUACCUGAAAUUGCUGUUUAUCCAGCAUUUGAAGCUCCUCCUCAGUAUGUCCUUCCCACCUAUGAAAUGGCAAUGAAGAUGCCUGUGAAGGAGCCACCACCCCCUUAUAUGGCUGCUUAAGGAGAAAAUGUCACUUCUUCACACUCCAUUUAAACCAGCUUGCUGUUUUAAUCUUGCAAUACCUAAAUAAACACUAGGGAUGGCCUAUUCUGUAAUAUUUUAAAUCUUACAAUAGUGGGUGAGAGAGAGAGAUACUUUGGAAAAAUAAAAAUAGAUAUGUAUAUAUAAAAUGGCUUAGUAAACUACAAAUGAAGAAUGAAAAUAAAGCUAUUUCAUAGUCAUCUUUUCUAUACCUUUACUGAAGUAAGUGGUCAUUUAAAGUUAGCAUCAUCCAAAUGCUGAUCCAGAAGCGUCCGCUUUAUUUUUGUAUUUUUUGUGUUUGGUAAACAUAUGACUAUUAAUUAGUGAAAAAAACUUGAAAGACAAUCUUAUAUUUUGGGUUUAAUUUUUUGGACUUUAAUAAAUUAAUACAACCCAUAUUCCUCAUAGCACUAUGAGGAACCUACUUUGCACUUUCCUUUCAUAUUUAGCUUUUGUGUACCUGUGUGCCAUGUUACUUUUUGAGGCCUUGUUUGCUUAUCCUUACUCAUUAUAAGUCUUACUUUGACAUAAACAGGUUAAUGUAUUGUACAAUUUGGUUAAAAUUUCAUGCAUUUUAAGAUGAAAGAUUUAAACGUUAUUUAACAAUAUUUGCAUGAUGAUUUUGGUAUUUGUUCUGAUUCUUGUGAAAUACUAAGUUUGCCUCAAUAAAGCUUCAGAUUUUUAAAAAUAA